Molecule: messenger RNA, 4822 nt
Organism: Carcharodon carcharias (great white shark)
Lineage: Eukaryota; Metazoa; Chordata; Chondrichthyes; Lamniformes; Lamnidae
Product: desmoglein-2-like
Exons: 16
Coding region: 160-3948 (1262 amino acids)
Biological process (GO): homophilic cell-cell adhesion; cell-cell junction assembly; cell morphogenesis
Cellular component (GO): catenin complex; adherens junction; plasma membrane
Molecular function (GO): calcium ion binding; cadherin binding
Source: RefSeq, a predicted model, not a curated record
GGGCGGAGUUGAUCAGUUACCUGCCUUGUGACGUCACAGUCCGGCAGCUCCAGGUGAGUUUCCAGCGCGCCCGGACUGGACUCCACACCUGGAUCCGAGCAGAGCAGGACCCAGCUGCCCGGCCAGAGGUGGAUUAUCACCGGAUAAGCGGGUAGGAAGAUGAUGUCGAGCCGGGUUGGGACCUCGGGCGCUGGACUGAUUUUAAUAUCCCUCCACCUACUGACUUACUAUGAGGUCACACAAUGUUCUUGCGAAAGAGGAUUUUCCAGUCAUAAAGUUGUGGCAGAGAUUGCUCCGCACGUUUCCAAAGGGGAAAUUGUUCUUACAGUGCAAUUUCAAGACUGUGCCUUGGGGAGGAACGUUCGAUUGAGAACGAGCGAUAACAGCUUUGAAGUGGAUCCCGCUGGAGUUGUACGUGUGACUCAGCCUCAGACCGUCGAUCCAAAGCACAAGUUCAAAGUGUUGGCAGAAGACUUGGAAACUCAUGAAACGUGGGCAAUGGACGUCCAGUUAAUCACUCCGAGAAAGACCAAGCUUGUUAAGAGGAGCCUUCAAGUUAUUCGUUUCCCAGCAAAACAUAUCUCCAGGCGGCAGAAGAGAGAAUGGGUCAUUCCACCACUUAACAUUGUUGAAAAUGAGCAGCCAAACCACAAUCCGAUUGCUAUUAUUAGAUCAGAUGCAGAAGACAAACCUGGUUUUAAGAUAACCUACACCAUUACUGGAAAAGGGGCUAAUGAACCGCCUAUUGGUCUGUUUGUAAUCGAUCCAAAGACUGGUGAAUUAAAUGUUACAGGAACAGUGGAUCGCGAAGAAAAUCCAAAGUUCAAACUUAUAGGUCAAGCCUAUGACCAGAAUGGAGAAAAAAUGGAAAAUCCAAUAGAGCUCAUAGUUCAUGUUCGAGAUAUAAAUGAUAAUCGUCCAGUUUUCACGAAGUCAAUCUUUACCUCGAGUGUUGAAGAGCUGAGUCCACUUGGCACUUUGACAUUACAGCUAAAUGCAACAGAUGCAGACACAGGAACGAAUGCUCAGAUUUAUUACAGUAUCAUAUCAACAGAUAUUAGGCGUAAAUUUACUGCAACAGGAAAUGGAGAAAUCAAAGUCAUGGAUUCUAAUCUUGACCGGGAGACCCAGGAUUUCUAUCACUUCCUCGUUGAAGCGCGUGACAGAGGCGGAAAUAUUCAAGGAUUAAGUACGACAGCAACAGCUGAGAUCAGGAUUUUAGAUGUCAAUGAUCACAUCCCCAGUGUUCAGCAAUUGGAGUACCUAACAAAUGUGAGCGAAAACGCAAACAAUGUUGAAAUUCUACGUGUGAAGGUGACGGAUAAGGAUUUGAAGUUCAGCGAUAACUGGUUGGCGAAAUUUGUUAUUAUUGAUGGGGACGAUGACCAACACUUCAGGUUCGAAGUGGAUAACCGAACGAACGAAGGAAUUUUGAUUGUUCAGAAGGAAUUGGACUAUGAAGAAAUGAAAGAGGUGGAUUUGGUUGUGCGCAUCUUUAAUAAGGCAAAGUUCCACAGCUCUGUGCCGGACACCAAGCGUCCAAAUCCUAUUAAAAUAAAAAUCCAGGUGAAAAACAUGAAAGAAGGUUUCAAAUUUAGGCCCUCAAUAUGGCAGGUAAUGAUUAAGGAAAGUAUUACUGCCAAGAAGGUACAUCAAGUGAUUGGAACAUAUGCUGCAGUUAGUGCCGACACUGGGGAACAGAGUAAGAUGACUAAGUAUGCAAAGAAUUUUGAUGAAGCUAACUGGUUAGUUGUCAAUUCUGAAACUGGGGAGGUUACUUUUGUUGGUGUUCCUGAUCGAGAAUCUAGAUAUGUGAUUAAUGGGACAUACACUGCAACCAUAUUGGCCAUGAAUAAUGCACAUGGCCAGGCCUCAACUUCCACUGGAACCAUUGUGAUUAGAGUGGAAGAUGCCAAUGAUAAUUUGCCAAACUUUGAAAAUUCACACCCAUGUAUGUGCAGCAACACAAAAUCCUUGAACCUCACUGCUUCUGAUCCAGAUGGUUAUCCUUAUGGAGCCCCUUUCAGUUUUAAUAUAAACUCAAAUAAGAAGUGGAAAUUAGGACGUACUGAUGCAACUAGCAUGGAGCUGAUUCCAUUAAUUGAUUUAUGGCCCGGGAUGUUCAAUGUACCAAUAUCUGUCAGAGACAACGGUGGCAAUGGACACCUUGUCAACCUUAACAUUCAAGUCACUGAUUGCCAUGACACCACCAUGUGUUCUGCAGAGAAAUUAUUUCAGUCAACAAACGCGUUCCUCGGUGGUGCUGCGAUUGGUCUCAUGAUUCUGGCGUUGCUGCUGCUAUUACUUGUUCCUUUGCUGCUGCUGCUUUGCCAAUGCGGUGGCCAAAUUGGUGGUAAAGGUUUUUCAAUGGUACCUGAUGAAGUUGAAGGAACCCUAGGAAAAAGCAGCAUUGAAGGUGGAGGACAGGUUGACACGAUGGUGCCAUUGAUUACUCCUGUGGAUCAGUUGGGAAUGCACGCACAAGCGAAGAGAAUUACUGGAGGAAGUGGAAUGGUCGGGUCCGGCGGAAUGGUCGGGUCCGGCGGAAUGGUCGGGUCCGGCGGAAUGGUCGGGUCCGGCGGAAUGGUCGGGUCCGGCGGAAUGGUCGGGUCCGGCGGAAUGGUCGGGUCCGGCGGAAUGGUCGGGUCCGGCGGAAUGGUCGGGUCCGGCGGAAUGGUCGGGUCCGGCGGAAUGGUCGGGUCCGGCGGAAUGGUCGGGUCCGGCAAAAUGGUCAGUUCCGGUGGAAUGGUCAGUUCCGGUGCAUUCGUGGCAUCCUGUGGGGGGAAACUAUCCCAAACAGAUGGGAGGUCCAAGCAACAGGCAAUUUGGGUGGAACCUAAUUAUGGAUCUUCUGAAGCAGAUUCGAGCCGAUUGAUUCCUUUGGAUAAUGGAAAUGUUUACUUCAAGAGCCAUGGGAAUUCCAAUUGCAGAGGAUCAUGGUCAAGUGGAAGAAUGUUGGAAGGCUCUUGUGCGACCUAUGUGAAACAAUACCUGAAUCAGAAGUUGACUACCUCUGCUGUGGGAGGUGAGCCUCACGCUGCACCGGACGUUUUGCUGAUUUUCAACAGCGAGGGGAUGAAUUCGCCCGUUGGCUCCCUCAGUAGCUGCAGCUCCAUUGAGGGCCUCGUCAACGAUGACUCCUUCUUGAACGACCUGGGCCCGAAGUUCAGGACCCUAGCUGAAAUCUGCAGGGGCCAAGCUGAGGGUCAGUGCUCUGCAUUCAGCGAACCUGAGACCCCAGAGCCGGCAGCGGCUGCCGAUCGCCUGGUCCAACAGACGUAUGAGGCGAAGGAAGAAUCCUUUUCAUCCGAGGCUGUCAAGCUACAGAGUACGGCCGAGAAAGCGCCAGCACAUUUCCAGAAACACAUAGUCGUGACCACAACCAUUAAUCCCAGUAGGGAGAAGCCGCCAGGCAGAACUGAUCCAAUGUUAGUCCAGAGAAGUGCAAUGGCAAGCACCAGAUCAGGCGUUGAGGAGUUGCAGGUCAUGUCCUCGAACAGUGACCCAGCGCUGGCUCGGAAAAUGGCAGCAGCAUCCAAAUUUAAUUCCGGACAGGCGGAAGGCACAAUCCCAAUGUACUCCCCAAUUCCUGCUGUCCAAAAAAACGUUGUAGUGACUAGGUCAGUUCAUUCAGGCACAGGAGAAGUUCCAGGCAUGGUUACUGGCCCAUCGUUUCAACCCAUGCCUCUAGUCCAGAAGAAUGUGGCCGUGACCAGAUCAGUUAAUUCCGAUGCAGGAGAGACGCGAGGCAUGAUUGGUCAGAUACCUGUAAUCCAGAAGAAUGUCGUAGUGGGUCAGUCAGUUAAUUCAGGAGCAGGAGGUGUGCAAGGUUCCAGCUUUAUCACUGAACCGGCAAUUGUGGCAAAUUUGGUCACGGAAGCGUCCGGAGGUGGGACGUACAGAUCAGUUAAAAAAGUAACCAAAACUGUACGGUUAGUUCAGGAAUAGACUUUUCCUUCAAUCGAAGAAAGCCAAGUUAAUUUGGCUUGCAAUAUCGCUGGAGGGAAGACAUUACACCUAAAAAUAAGCACAAUAUUGGUCAUUUUAAAGGUGGACGGUUGUUUGGAGGGGUUGUAUACUUUUCAGGGAUCUGCCGCGUAUGCUUUUUGAUUCAACGUUGCAAGAAUUAAGCACACAGUUUCCGCAGUGCGAAUAUAUGUUGCGUUAGGUUGAUAGUCAGUUGUUUGAUAGGCUGGUGGUUGCUUACCUAUUUAGAAUUGGUCAAAUUGAUCAAGGCAUGGAGAUUUUUUUAAAUUGCAAAUUGUAUUUAUCAGAGAUAAAAUAAAUUAUUCUAUCUACUUUUUGGAUUUCACGUUUCUGUCUCCAGAUCCAACAAAAGGAUUUUUUUUGCAAGAAUAGUGGAACAAUUUGUCAAUAUAUUUGCCUUCUGAAGUGGCCUAGCUAACAAUUGAGCUGUAAGCCUGAAGUCACACAUAAGCCAGACCAGGUAAGGGUGGCAGAUUUCCUCCUCUAAAGGGCAUUAGUGAACCAGAUGGGGUUUUUUUAAAAUAACCUUCCAGUAGUUUCAUGGUCAGGCUUAGUCAAUACUUGCUUUUUAUUCCAGAUAUAUUUAAUUAAUAAAAUUUAUGUUCCCCAGCUGUCAUGAUGGGAGUUGAACUCCAGUAUUGGGAAUACUAGUCCAGUAGCAUAAACACUAGGCUACCUUACCCCUCAUACAGCGGUUGUGAUCUAAUCAAGGUAUAUGAGGAACGUUUGAGGACUCUGGGUCUAUACUCGGUGGACUUUAGAAGGAUGAGGGGGGAUCUGAUUGAAACUUACAGAAUACUGAAAGGCCUGGAUAGAAUGGACGUGGGGAAGAUGU